AUGGCCCAUCAGAAGCAUCUUCUCCAGAAAUGGUUCCCGCAUACGUCGACUCCAUUUAUCGCCAAUGCACCUAUGUUCGGGUUUGCAGAUUCUCACCUAGCGACCGCAGUGACAAAGGCUGGUGGCCUUGGAUUUAUCGGCGGAGGGUUUGACUUUGCUAAAGAGUCAGAUCAACUCACGAAGCUUGAUGAUCAGCUAAGCAAGGCCCGCGCAGAGCUUGGAGCCAUUGCUCCGAACAAACUGUCCAUCGGCGUCGGAUUCAUCACAUUCAAGCCCACAGGAUUUGUUGAAAAUGUGAUUCCAUUGAUUCAAAGUCAUCGACUAGCGGCAGUCUGGCUAUCUUUCCCCGAAUUCGACGCAGAUCAUCUGCCUCUCAUUGAGGGAAUUCGUCAGGCCCGGGAAAAGAGUAACUGGGAUGUUAAAAUAUUCGUACAGACAGGGACUGUUGCAGCUGCUAUGGAAGCCGUUAAGCAAGGGGCUGAUGUCGUUGUCGUGCAAGGUUCUGAUGCUGGAGGGCACCAGUGGGCACAGGGAGCUAGUCUGAUCUCGCUUGUACCCGAGGUACGCGAUUCACUCGUGGAAGCUGGGGUCGCAUCUCAUACUGCGAUUUUGGCGGCUGGUGGUAUUGUAGAUGGCAGGGGAUGUGUCGCAGCACUUGGAUUGGUACCAUCUGACGACAUUCUCCUGAAAAUAGGCGCUGAUGGAGUAGUCAUGGGCACCAGGUUUGUCGCUGCUACGGAAUGUCCGGCUCCAUCUCUUAUAAAACAGGCGAUUCUGUCUGGCAGUGACGGCGCUACCUCGACCGUCAAGUCCAUCCGGCAUGACGUCUUCCAGUCGACUGAUGUUUUCCCCAGGCAGUAUGACGGAAGAGCCGUCAUUGGAAUUAGCUAUGAUGAGUCCAAAUCGGGUGCCAGUGACGAGGAAAUUAUCCAGCGAUACAAGGAUGCCAUCAAGAACGGAGAUGACUAUCGGCGGACCGUAUGGGCUGGUGCGAGUAUCGGCGGAAUCAAAGAAGAGUUGUCUGCAUCUGACUUGAUCAAGGGUGUCCAGCAAGAAGUGAAGUCUGUUGUGAACCGACUGAAAAGUAUCUGA
Penicillium odoratum is the source of this 1092-nucleotide messenger RNA. RefSeq names its product nitronate monooxygenase. Bases 1 to 1092 code for a protein of 363 amino acids. Lineage: Eukaryota; Fungi; Ascomycota; Eurotiomycetes; Eurotiales; Aspergillaceae. Gene Ontology annotation, molecular function: nitronate monooxygenase activity. The transcript has 5 exons. The record is from RefSeq and is a predicted model, not a curated record.